AUGCAGCAACGCGACAAUGGAAACAGUGGGACAAGUGGCAAUAACAAGUUCAAGGGCCGACGGAGUUCUACGGAUCAGCAACAGCAACUUGGACGCUUUGAGAAGCUAUGUCACGAAGAGCAUCAACUGUUGCUGUUGUACUUGGUGGGUGUCAUUGCUGGUGAAGAUGCCCUGUGUCGUAUCCCUCUGUCGUCUCCUGCUUCGACUUGA
Molecule: messenger RNA, 210 nt
Organism: Hyaloperonospora brassicae
Lineage: Eukaryota; Oomycota; Peronosporomycetes; Peronosporales; Peronosporaceae
Source: the annotation of a GenBank genome assembly